Halichondria panicea is the source of this 2808-nucleotide messenger RNA. RefSeq lists its product as uncharacterized. Bases 944 to 2635 code for a protein of 563 amino acids. The record is from RefSeq and is a predicted model, not a curated record. The transcript has 11 exons. Lineage: Eukaryota; Metazoa; Porifera; Demospongiae; Suberitida; Halichondriidae. Gene Ontology annotation, molecular function: protein binding.
CGUUGUGACCACAUCCAUUGUUCAUGUUGUAGCUAGCUCUGUUUCUAUCCGCACAGCACACACACACUGCAUGCAAAUGGUUUUGCUGAUUGUAAGAGCUACUCAUAUAUUAAUAUUUACUGUACCUAGAUCUAUAAAAAUAAUAAUCCACUGUAUGUCAUUCUUCUUGUUCUUAAGCGCACGACAUCACUCUAACGCGCGCUGUGAUUGCUUAGAAGUUGGCUUAGUAUGUAUUUAUUAACAGAAAAGCAUCCAUAGUUUUACUCGGGGUGUUUCUUUAACCCUUUAACCGUCACGGGCCACGAUCGUGGCCCGCAAUAGUGACUUUUUUUGCGAAAUUCUAAUUCUGCGAUACUUAGGAAGUAGCUCGAACUACGCACAUCCCUGUAUAGAGGAAGAGCUGUAGAAUCACGUGCAAUUUAGUCUAGAAUUUUCCAAGCCACAUUGCUAUGUUAAAAUUUCAUUAGCAUCUUACCGCACGAAGUUUAUAGCUAUGGCUAGGUUGUUUACUUGUGCCGAUGUGCUUGAACAGCUUGAGGACAGCAAUGGCGAUGUCUCCUCUGGUGAUGACAGUGCCUAUGAAGGAGAGGGGAUAGUAGGAUACCUCCCAAAGGCUACCAGCUUUAUGCCAGACGCUGAUGAACUGUCUGGGACUGAGGACAUGCAUGACAUGGACCUAGACGCUAGAGCUAUGGACCAGGACGGUGAAAGACCAGGAGAGGGCUCACUGUGUGACUCUGAGUCUCAAAUCAUCACUGUAUCGCCCACUGGCAACCAGACCGUGCCUGCUGGAAGUGAUGUCAACAUUACGUACACCUGCAACGUACCAGCUGGGUUUAUCGUAGAGUGGGUGUUCGGCGUGGUGCAACUCAGUCCCGGGUCAUCGAACGCACAAAUCCUCGCCGAUAAUGGACUCAUACUUGAUCCGCCCACCGAGGGCUGAAUGACCAACAUCAUUGUGACGAGUCUUGGCAGAGAAAGGUUGGGUAGUAACAUCCAACUGCGUUGCUCGGCUUUGCAACAGUCACGUGUUGAAAUUGUGUUCGGAGACAACUACUAUGUGCGAACAUUUGAUAUCCCUGGUCCUCCUGAGAACUUUGCGUUCAACCCGAUCCCUACCGACACAACUCGACUUGUCCUCUCCUGGGACCAACCCGGUAACACCAUCAUCGACGAAGAUGACCCCGUCACUACCACCUACACUGUGACUGUGACUGGACCAACCUUCAACUUCAACGUGACCACUACAGACACGAGUUACGAGUUUACGGAUGAGUUGAACGAGGCGUGUGCAACGCACGAUAUAUUUGUGUCGGCUAGUAACGCUGCUGGUCAGGGAAUGAACGUCACACGGCAAGAAACCAUCCCUAUUACUCCUGACAUCAGAGAUCUGAGCAGUUCACUGAGAGUGUCUAGAAUCAAUCUCUCUGGUGGGGAUGUGGCUGUCGACGUCACCUUCAAUCCUGCUACCAUCUGCAGUGUUAUGAACUUCCCUCUCGUCAGUUACAUGGUGAACGUUGCCAUGGGUAACGAGACGGACUCCAUGACGUACCUGGUAACGGACCGCCUUAUAGCCGGCCAGAGCCCCAUCACCCUCCCUGUGCCCAGUGGUAUGCUACAGCAGGAUGAAGAAUACCAGGUCACUGUGUCCGCCUGCAUCACUGUCACAUGUCGGACCACCCUCGUUCCUGUGUCAUUCAGGACAACUGACGUACAAUCAGCCAGCAUCACGUUCUUCGACACCAACGUCUUCCUCGAGUGCACCUUUGUCAACAUGAUUGCCGGCCUGGGGUGUGCCUUCAGGCUAACUGUAACUAGUGGUGAUGUGGAGACUAUCUUUGUGCCUGUCAACGCAGGUAGUAUGUGCUCUAUGACACAGAACAUGCAGAAUGCGUAUACCAGUAUCAAAGCUGUGGAUUGGGAAUCUGACAUGGUUUUUGGAAUGGCGGCAACCCGAGUAACAAUUAACUCCGCUGAUGCUGAUAACUACACCAUGGUGACCGGCUGUGUUCCACCAACUCCACCUGAUAGUCUGUCUGGUGGUGCCAUUGCUGGUAUUACGAUAGGGGUCAUCUUGGCCGUCCUCAUCAUCAUAGCCGUUGUCAUAGUGAUAGCGAUGGUGGAGUACAAACGACGAGCAAGUAAGCAGCCCAAGAUUAUGAGGUACGACGAAGAGAAGGUCUCCGUCGACUUUGACAAGCAGUGGCUAAUGGCAGAUCACGAGCUACCAAAAAAGAAGAAGGCGAGCUUCAGGAGAGGCAGAUCACUUGUGGACGGAACUGAAGAGGCGUCCAUAGCUUUCACUCCAAGUGAUGCUGCUGGUGGACCACCCCCUCUUUCUCUGGCACAGCCGUCCCUCACCGACUCCACGGCAGCGUUCUCGCUUCACAUUAGCCGUGACAAGAAAAAAGCUCAUCUCCACCUCAACAGGGCCCUCAUUCGCAGGGCUCUCAAGGAGAGGAAGAUGACCACUCUCGAGAAGAAGUCAGCCAGGGCCACGCCAACUCAAUCCAUACGCGAGUUUCUGCUCCCGCUCCACUCUGAGAUCCGUGUAACAGGAGAGGAGAGUGACGAGGACGUUCAGAUUGACGGUGGGGACGGAGGAGAUGGUGAAAACAUCAUUGCUGAACUCUAGGGACAUCAUUCGUUGUACUGAGCUGAACAGUUAAUAUACUGUUUUUAUAGCAUCUUUGUGUAUAGCUACCUUUAUACUACCUUUAUAGUUUCACAAUAACAGAAAGGCCGUGCUUUGUGUCCUUGUUGCAUUCCCACCAUUGUGUACUAGCUUAUUUCUGUGUAACAAACAAU